UUGACAAGUGAAUCAGAGUGUUGACGUUUGACACUUGCAGCAGACGGCGGACGGCGAGAUUAGCAACAUGGAUUGAUAAUUGUCGAUGACGUGAGUGAUUUGAAAAUUUAAUGGAAUUUGGAGUGUUAAAAGAUGUCUUCGAAACUUAUCGAGCAGUGGAAGGAGAUCGAGGAAGAUGAAUUUUAUCGUCACUUUCUCAAGGAGAGAGAGAAUCAGGAUGUUACUACAAGCGCUGUUUCCCAAACUCUCGCUGUUUCUGAGCAGCUAGCAAAGCUAACUGAAGGAAUUCACAUCUUAGACAGUGAACUUCACAAACAGGUCCUUGAAAACCAUGAUGACCUUGUUUCUCAAGCCACAUGGGUUGAGCGUCUUCAGACCCUGCUAGCCGGGAUGCAUUCUCAAACUCAAUGCGUCCUCUCCGGUGUAGAAAGAUUGAGAGCUAGAAUUAUGGAACCAUUUCAUCGAAUGGAGUCCCACACCUUGGUGCUUUCUCGUCUCCAUGAAACAUCUGACCUCCUAAGACGAAUAGCCCGUCUUCAACAGCUAUCAAAAAAACUCCAAAGUUGUCAGGAUCAAGUCAAGGCUGCUGCUCUUCUCAAUGAGAUAGAUCAAUUGUCUGAAGAUGUGGAUCUUUCUGGUCUUGAAAUAUUGGCAUCAGACCAAGCAGCAGUUGAAAAUCACCGCACCAGUGUUCAUAAACAAGCACAAUCAAUGUUGAAGGCUGGUUUGGAGUCACUGAAUCAUCAGAAAGUUACUACUGCAGUUUUAGUGUUUAGUAAUCUUGGAACACUAAAUGUUGAACUCACACAGGCAUUAGAUACAUCUAUAUCCACUCUUUCAAAAGCCAUUUUAGAAGCUUUGGAUAUUCAAACUCUUACUCAGGUAGCAGCUUCAAGUGAAACUUCCAAAAAUAGAGGCGCUCCAGGGAGAGUGGUCAUGCCUUCAUUGGGAAAUAUAUCUUCCUUUAGAUCAAAACUGUGGGCGGCUCUUGAAAAUCUUUUUGAGCUAUCAAUAUACACCCGGUGCAGCCAGGUUGAAGUCCUGCAUGCAGUGCUCCUUGCUCAGUCUUCAGAAUUGGGCAGUAGACUUGCAAUUCCUGAUGAACACAAAGACAUGACUGAAAUUUUCUGGUCGAGGGUGCUAAAACUUUUAUCCCAGGAACUCAUAUCCAGUGCUCAAAGUUCUACUUACAUGAAGCAAGCUCUUGAGGGAGAGUUUCCAAAGCUUCUCAGGCUCUAUGUUGACCUCAGUAAAAGACUUACUGCUGCUCAUAAUAAGGCACUUAUGGAAACUAGCUCUAGUGAUUUCACACCAGAAGGUGGCAAACAACCCUAUCAAUUAGAACGUGAACUCAUUGCUCAGUUUGAAAAUGCCUAUCUAUCCCGUUCCGUUUCAAGAUUGUUAGAUCCAGUUGAUUUGAUGUUUUCUGAAACAAAGGCCCCAACUCACGAAAAUGUGGACGGGCUAGUUCGUACAAUCACAAGUGAAUUAAGUGUGUCACUUGUUGAUGAAACACUAAGCAAGACUGUAUCUAAAAAUAUUGGCAAGGCAGUCCGCCUGUUCUGCAUAAAAUGCGAACAGCUCAUUGCUACUGGGGGAGAUGCCACUCAAGUUAUAGACAUUCCAAGCCAGGCUCAGUCUCUGAAUGCGGCAGUGGCAAAUAUCUUGCACUAUCUAGCUGGGAAACUUGAAAGAGUUCUUAAUAAUAUGGGAGCAACACUGGCAGCAGGCCCAGCAUCUGUUGUUCGAGAUUCCCUAAGUGGAGUGGACAAAUUGGUCACCAAUCACAUACUCACACCACUACUGGCAUCUGUUGGAGAUGCUGUGGAAGCAAUCCUACUGACAAUGCAUGACGAGGAUUAUUCUAUAGAUGAGGGCGGAAGCACUAACAGUCUUUACAUGAAGGAACUGCAAACCUUCAUUGGAAGAGCUAUUAACCUCUAUCUGUCACCAUUUGAUGACCAAGCACUUGUCGUAAAAAGUUCUGUGAUUGUGGCAACUCGGUGCAUUGACCUUUUCUUGCGAUUGGCUUCUUUGAUAAGGCCCUUAGGAAAAGGUGGCAUUUUAAAAUUGUCUUCUGACUUUGAGAAGCUGGAGUUAGCAUUACAACCAUUGGCUGGACGACAACCUCCAGCUGACUUGGGAUGGGGCAAGUCUCUUCGUACCUUGCGGUCUUUGAAGACCCUCAUUGGUUUGCCUGCCUCUGAAGUCGCUGCCAGCCCUGCAGUUGGCACUGCUCUCCCGCACAGCCUUGUUCUAACAGCCUUGUUCUCACAAGCUCCUCCAGAACUUUUGUCACCUCAUCAGAGCGCUGGUUGGUCUGUCAGCCGUUUGUCUCAGUGGUUGGAUUCUCACCCUGCCGAACGUGAUCGCCUUCAACUUGUUGGGGGUUCCCUGCAGCGGUAUCAGCAGUCAGUGCGUCAAUUAGGUCAUGCCGAAUUUCAUCCUGUUUAUCCUGUCAUGGUUGCACUCCUAGAGGCAGGUAUGUCUCUGUGCGUUAGUUGAUUUACGUGUAUUUUUGUAUAAUUGAUAAAUAAAGUAGUGAAUUGUUGGGGUUUCCAAUUUUAACUUUGAACUAUGAAAAGAAUUAACUGGAAAGAUUGUCAAGUUUCGUAAUAAAUUGUGACUUGUGCAGUAAAUGA
This is a messenger RNA of Thrips palmi, 2642 nucleotides long. It is a transcript of the gene fws, whose product is annotated as conserved oligomeric Golgi complex subunit 5. The transcript has 15 exons. The coding region runs from base 133 to 2505 and encodes 790 amino acids. NCBI's taxonomy places the organism in Eukaryota, Metazoa, Arthropoda, Insecta, Thysanoptera, Thripidae. Gene Ontology annotation, cellular component: COG complex. The record is from RefSeq and is a predicted model, not a curated record. Gene Ontology annotation, biological process: intra-Golgi vesicle-mediated transport.